UGUACAACUCUUGAGACGGAUGCAUCGAGGUGCCGGCCUGUGAGAACGCUCGUCAUAGCGUUGCGCCAUAAUUUUGUGAUGGGUCUUUCGUUUUAAAAAUAGGAGUUUUUCGGGUCUAGUUUACCGGUCCGUCAAUAAAUGCGUAUGAAAAGUGAAAUAGUUGAUGUGAUGGAUGUGCCCGGUAUCGAUCAAUGAAACAUCGGCUCGACGCAGGAUUUCAAUAGAACGAAAAACAUAGUAAGUAGUAGAGGGAUAGGUACUUAUUCCCGGCCAGCGGUAUCAUUGCUGCUCCCCGCCUAAUGCGGAUCAUUGUGCAAUGCUUAUGUGAAAUCUCAAUCCAAAAAAUAUUCGUUUCGUUGGAAAAACCAACGCCGACGUCAAGAUCAGUCUCCUUUCCUUUCAAAAGUGAGCGAGCAGAGCUGAAAAAGAUGGAGUUACCUGGAGAUGAACAAAUUCGAUUUCAUAACACAAACAGCACAAAGCGUCUCUCACGUCCAUUCUUUUAUUUUUAAUUUUCCCAACCUGCGUUGGAUCCGCAACUUGUGAACCGGUUUUUGGAAGGGGUGGAGGCACCUACCUUGAAAGACAUGAACCUCCUUUUAAAAAUGUAUGGAAUUGCGCCCGGAAAUACAGAGGCUUUGCUUUUUGAAAUCACAAAAAUGGUAGAAUCAUACAUGCAGCAGGCAGAAUUGGCUUUGCCACCUGCAUACGAUGUUACCUGGUUUUGUAACCAGUUUCUGGGCGUGGAUUCUUUCCCGUCUCUAAGGGAUACUUUCGCGGAUUUACAUUUCAAGGGGCGCCAAAGCUUCACUUGGAACGCGGGCUUUGUUAAUUUUUAUAACGAAAUAUGGAGGGCCGAAGACUCCCCGCCGGGUAGCGUUGUAAGUGCUUCGAAUCAGCUUUUUUUGGAAACCCCAUUGGAUCAAUUUGUCAUUUACCCAAUAAUUGAUCUUCAUGUGGGCAACUUUUAUUUUACAUUUACAAUUUCAGUCUUGUAUAUGCUGCUCACUGUCGUUUUGGUCGUUUUUCUUUUUUUUGUUGUUACGAAAAAGGGAGGUGGAAAGUCAGUGCCAAAUGCAUGGCAAUCCUUGGUCGAGCUUAUUUAUGAUUUCGUGCUGAACCUGGUAAACGAACAAAUAGGUGGUCUUUCCGGAAAUGUGAAACAAAAGUUUUUCCCUCGCAUCUCGGUCACUUUUACUUUUUCGUUAUUUCGUAAUCCCCAGGGUAUGAUACCCUUUAGCUUCACAGUGACAAGUCAUUUUCUCAUUACUUUGGCUCUUUCAUUUUCCAUUUUUAUAGGCAUUACGAUCGUUGGAUUUCAAAGACAUGGGCUUCAUUUUUUUAGCUUCUUAUUACCUGCGGGAGUCCCACUGCCGUUAGCACCUUUCUUAGUACUCCUUGAGCUAAUCUCUUAUUGUUUUCGUGCAUUAAGCUUAGGAAUACGUUUAUUUGCUAAUAUGAUGGCCGGUCAUAGUUUAGUAAAGAUUUUAAGUGGGUUUGCUUGGACUAUGCUAUUUCUGAAUAAUAUUUUCUAUUUCAUAGGAGAUCUUGGUCCCUUAUUUAUAGUUCUAGCAUUAACCGGUCUGGAAUUAGGUGUAGCUAUAUCACAAGCUCAUGUUUCUACGAUCUCAAUUUGUAUUUACUUGAAUGAUGCUACAAAUCUCCAUCAAAAUGAGUCAUUUCAUAAUUGAAUAAAAACGAGGAGCCGAAGAUUCUAGGGGGCUACAGCUGCGCUUUUGCAGCACUGAACAUGGUUCCGGGUACUCAAGAUAUUGCGUUUGUGUUUGGAGAGGUGUAGAUUGUAGAUUCCAGCCGAGAAGACCAGGAAAAGAUAAGGAUAAAGAAUGUCAUAUAUCUCAGGAGCUAGAUCACUUCCCGAUGAACAAGUCAGAAUUGCCUCAACAAAAAUGGAUGGAAUUGGACCGAAAAAAGCCAUUCAGCUUCGUUAUCGAUUAGGUAUCAGUGGGAACAUCAAGAUGAAUGAGUUAACUA
Messenger RNA from Triticum urartu, 1992 nucleotides. NCBI's taxonomy places the organism in Eukaryota, Viridiplantae, Streptophyta, Magnoliopsida, Poales, Poaceae. The record is from RefSeq and is a predicted model, not a curated record.